Cryptomeria japonica (Japanese cedar) is the source of this 1218-nucleotide messenger RNA. Its product is annotated as ras-related protein RABB1c. The record is from RefSeq and is a predicted model, not a curated record. NCBI's taxonomy places the organism in Eukaryota, Viridiplantae, Streptophyta, Pinopsida, Cupressales, Cupressaceae. The coding region runs from base 264 to 902 and encodes 212 amino acids. Gene Ontology annotation, molecular function: GTPase activity; GTP binding. The transcript is spliced from 7 exons.
CCACCCAUAGCAGGACAUCGAUAAAUAUUAUUUCAAAAUUCACGCAUACGUGUGGGGUUUGGAAAUCAUAAUUGCCAACAAAAGAAACGGAAAAUUUCGUCAAAAGCUUUCUUUAGUUCUGGCUCUGCGAGUCAUCCAUUCCUUUCACCAUUUGCAUGAAAAGAAACCCGCAAUAGAUCGGUGUAUAUAAUUGACAGAUCUUUUAGACAACGUGAACAGAUCUGCAGCAGCGAUCAUUCCAAUACUUUUAACAGAUCUUGAAGAUGUCUUACGCCUAUCUUUUCAAGUACAUUAUAAUUGGUGAUACAGGGGUGGGUAAAUCAUGUCUUCUACUCCAGUUUACUGAUAAGCGAUUCCAGCCAGUUCAUGACCUGACAAUUGGUGUGGAGUUUGGUGCUCGUAUGAUUACCAUUGAUAACAGGCCAAUAAAACUUCAGAUCUGGGACACGGCUGGACAAGAGUCUUUUCGGUCUAUAACAAGAUCUUAUUAUAGAGGAGCUGCUGGAGCAUUACUAGUUUAUGAUAUUACCAGGAGAGAAACUUUUAAUCAUCUUGCAAGCUGGCUUGAGGACGCACGCCAACAUGCAAAUGCAAACAUGACUAUAAUGCUUAUAGGGAACAAGUGUGACCUUGCUCACAGGAGAGCUGUGAGCACUGAAGAAGGUGAAAAGUUUGCAAAAGAAAAUGGUUUGAUAUUUAUGGAGGCAUCAGCAAAAACUGCUCAAAAUGUAGAGGAGGCAUUUAUAAGCACUGCAUCACAAAUUUAUCAUAAAAUUCAGGAAGGUGUCUUUGAUGUGUCAAAUGAGUCAUGUGGUAUCAAAGUUGGAUAUGGAGGUGUUUCUGGUGCCGGCGCUGGCACAGGAAGUGUUAAUGCUGCCCAAGGAGGAAGUUGUUGUAGUUGACUUGGAUAUUUGUGUUUGAAUCAUUCCAGAUAUUGGUUGAAUCACUUUAUUUGAUCGCAGAGUUUGCAUCUGCUGGUUUUGCUUUAUAACAUUCAUGUCCCAACUGUACAGUGCAGCAUCUGCAGUUAGAAUAUUCUGUCAUUGGCAAAGUCUGUAUGCUCCCAUCAUUUGAUUGCUUCAAGCCUUCAACUGCAAAGCUAUUCCUACAGCUGUUUAAUUGGUUCUUUUAUGUGCUGUUAUUGUUUAUGUACAAAGUUGAAACUUUUCUGGACAAAGCAGCAUAUUUCAUCUUAAUCAUAUAUUCUAUUUACUUGUA